This is a messenger RNA of Rhipicephalus sanguineus (brown dog tick), 3197 nucleotides long. Its product is annotated as zinc finger protein 32-like. Lineage: Eukaryota; Metazoa; Arthropoda; Arachnida; Ixodida; Ixodidae. Bases 2260 to 2799 code for a protein of 179 amino acids. Gene Ontology annotation, biological process: regulation of transcription by RNA polymerase II. The transcript has 2 exons. Gene Ontology annotation, molecular function: DNA-binding transcription factor activity; RNA polymerase II cis-regulatory region sequence-specific DNA binding. The record is from RefSeq and is a predicted model, not a curated record.
AUUAUUGAAGUUAUUUCGUUGAAAGCAUUGCAGAUCAAUAGACAACUGCAGUGCUUUGUGCAUCUGAUGAAACUUCAAGGACCCAACUUCUUGUGUAGUUUGCACAGCCUUUCUGGCUUAGUAUGAAAGAAAGCAUAAUGGCUGGUGGACUUCAUCAUCCUCUUGUUCAUUGACGAAUGUGUUUUACUGGAAUGUCUGCCAGCCUUGACUGCUGCUGAAUGCAUUGCUGAGUGUUGUCUUUGUGAGCAUUGUUCUGUUCCUUUUGUCCUAGUAAUGUGCGACACCUUUUUAAUCCAAAACAACACUUGCAUUACCUUUGCAAUAUUUGCUUGCCUCUAAUCAUCUCAUCAGCACUUUGAGUUUACGCUCUGGGUUACAGGUAAUGGAACAGUAAACUAAGUUGCCUGUGACACUCCAUGGAAGUAUCCUGGAGAACGUCUAAUAUUCGUCACCAAUGUAGUUCAUUUUAUAACUUUGUUUACAUAUUGAAAAUCCCAGCCAGAUAUGUAGUCAUUUCAUUUGUCACAAAUAUACAGUAUAGAUUGCACAGCACCAUGAGGCAGGUGGGAAAAAGAAACUAGCAUAUAUUUCAGCGGCUUCUGCAUCACUGCUUCGCCUUGCAUCAAAGGGCCAAAUGCUCAGGCGAUCACUUUCAACAACACUCCUUUUUUUCGAGAUUUCAUGAGAUAAGCACCUGACGCAUCAUUGUCUACGAGUGAGGACGACAGUUGGGGCAGUGCCAAACCACUGUAGCCCACAGGUGGCGGAACAGUUCCGGCUCUGAUCUCGUGAAGAUGAAAGUCCCACUGAAAGUGAUCGUCCGAGAAUAUGGCCCCAAAAUCUUCUAAAAAGCCGAAACUUCAUGUUAAACUACGUAAGGUGUGGACUUAAACAUAAAUGGAUUGUUCAAUCUAAUAGGCAUUCCUGAAUGAAACCAUGCUGGCCUUUGCUUGGAUCUUUUUAUUAGGCUAUGUCAUCAUGUGUGGUAAUUAGGAUAGAGUUUUGUAAUAUUACGCUAGCGGGAAAUCUGGGACUAGUGUCUAUGGGAGCUGCAAUGCAUGGCGCUUCAGCCAGCGUGGGAAUGAUGGGUAGUGCAUGGAUUUGGCUAGGCUUCGUUUUUUUGGCUCCGUGUGGCCUGCAGCCGCUUUGUCGCAAGAUGAAGUCCAGCAAAAGUUUAGCAGUCCCACUGCUGACCAAUUCAAAUUAGUUCACAAGGUUCAUGGUGAGCCAUUAUUUGAUCCAAAUUGGAAGCCGAAACAUAACAAUGAAGAAACCCACGAGUUCAUUCAAAGCUGCAGGCACGAAGACUAGGCAAAUCCAUGUAGUACCACCCAUCAUUCCCAAGGUGGCUGAACAAUUGCAGUGCCCUAGAUCCGUCUAGUAAAUACUGUUGAAAAGUCUAUGGUAAUUAGCCAAGAUGCUGUGUUAAUCAGUGUCCACAGCUUCAGGCCUUAUCUACAGACAGUACAGAAGCUUGGACAGGACGUGAGGUCUUGUGCAUAGCUGAAUGUGGCCUACCGAAGCAAGGAGUUCACUUAGAUGGUAGUUUGUGAUCACUCUUAUGAUUGCUUUCAUUGUUACCUGUUUGAUUGGACUUAUGUUUGCGGUUUACUGUGCUUUCUCUAUGUAAAAUUUGGUGAUGCUGAUAAAAAAGUGGGCAGUAUUUUUUGAUGCUGUAUUAGGUUCUCUGGGGCACCCGUCUUCAUAUCCUAGUGGCAAAGAUGUUGCGCUGCUAUACAUGAAGACACGGGCUCAGUUCUUUGCAUUGCCCGCACUUACAUAAGUGCGAUAUAUGAAGACCCAUCUGCCUAAACUUAGGUGCACAGUAAAGGUGGUCAAAGUUAUUCGAGUUGCCCACUACAGCAUGCUUCAUAAUUCUUCAGUGGUAUUGAAAGGUAAAACCCCAAAACAACAAAGAAUUGGGAGUCCUUCCCCUAUCGGGAGAAUAGGGGGCAAGUGAAGCUUCUCUUUCUUUCCUUCUAUAGCUUUGUGCAAUGCUCCCUCCUAAUUUUUUCCUUUCUCUAUGAUAGAAAUUGCACCCCUCCACCCAUGUGCUUAGCAGCGCAACACUUGUGUUGCUGCAGGCAACAAUGAUUGUCACGAGUGAAACAACGGAAGGCAACAAUGAAAUGUGGCAAUAUCAGAUAACAAGUGACCUCGAUAAAAGAUCAGAUUGCCAUAUCCAAAACGGGUGCCAUACUGCUCUGUUUGCCUCUGAUUAGCAUUCUCCUUCUUUUUAAAACUUUUUAAGGAUUGAGCAUGCAGCCAUCUUUGGGAGACAAGCCAGGUACUCGUGGCAUUGGUCUUCGUCCUCUGCCGGUCUACCUUCCUGCGGCCGAUCUGGAGGAACUGGACGUGCUGUCUGCGGUGCCUGUCGUCAAUGCUGUCAAUGCCAGGCUGUCGGACACAGGUGGCACACUGUCACUGACACAGAGGCCUCCGCUGUCUCUGGGGGCCGGCACGGGGUCGCCAGCCGAAGCUCUACGGCACCAGUGUCGCUUCUGCCCGUACGCUUCACGGCACCGAGGCAGCCUGGUGCUGCACGAGCGGGUGCAUACGGGCGAGCGGCCUUUUCGGUGUCACCUCUGCAGCCGUGGCUUCGCGCACCGCUCGCACGUGGUGCGCCACAUUCGCACGCACACCGGAGAGCGGCCCUUCCGGUGCCCGCUUUGUCCGGCCGCCUUCUCGCAACGCAGCAACGUCAAGGUGCACCUGCGCUCGCAUGGCUUGCAGACCGACAGCAGCCGACCAGCCGAUGCCAACGGGGCAACGGGACAGGAAACCAUGCUCCACCUUUGACCAAAUGGAGCAUUCACAUCCGCAGUGUCCAAUGGGGCAUGCAGGCCUAUUUUCUUAGCUGUCUGCCAUUGGCAGAGUAACACAGGCAAUUACUAGUGUACGGUGCUCAUGGAUUGAAAUGUGGCAUCAAAACAUUUAGUAUAAUGAAUAGUAGCCACAAUUUCUCAGAAAUCCGUGUCAUGAUGUUACGAAUUUGGCCACCAAAGGUAAUGUUGGCUCUCAUGUACGUGCUAGAGUCGUAAUUACAACGAUAUGACAUGAACUUGAAAUGGUCGAAACGAAAGUAUUGUCAUUACUUAGUGCUGAAUUGUCGCGUUUCACUCCGUGAGCACUGCAAGUGCAUGGAGUUGUUCAGGAAAUUUAAUAAAAAAUGAAAAUAUCUGACUGCAAUUGUUCAA